AUGACCGAAGAAAAUAAAGUUAAUAUUGAACAACCAGUUCAACAACAAUCAUCUGGUAAUGAUGUUUUCAACACUUUAUCAAGAAAAUUCACUAUUCCACCAAAACCAAAAACCAUCGCAGAAGGUGUUAAAAGAGAUUACGUUUUAGUUGGUGGUCUUUUAGCUACUAUUGGUUUCUUAACCGCUGGUAUGUUCAAUCACUCCAAAGGUGGUAAUACACUCACUACCAAUCGUUUAUUAAAGGGUAGAAUUUGGGCCCAAGCUUUCACCGUUUGUGCUAUGGGUUGGUACGCUUUCGCCUAUCAAAAACAACUCGAUGAGGAAGCUGAAAUUGAAGCCCCCAAACACAGAAAAGUCGUUUUAACAUAAAUUUGUUCAAACUUUUAAAUAAUAGUAUAAAUUUUAUAUAUAAUAAUCAAAACUCAAAUAUUUAUAUAUAAAAAAAAAAACAACCAAUAUAUUUAUUUUUUUCAUAUAUAAUAACACAGUAAUAAUAGUAAAUAGUAACAAAACAAUAUAAUAUAAUUUUUCAAUUUUUCAAUUUUUAUAUAUAAACUUUAAAAAAAAAAAAAACUCAAAUAAUCAAAUUAUAAUAACAAUAAAAAAAAAAAAAGAAAUAAUGAUGCAUUUAAACCAUCAUUAUAAAAUAUAAAAAAACCUCCCCUCCUUUUCUUUGUAUAAUAAAUUAUUUAUUU
This is a messenger RNA of Dictyostelium purpureum, 695 nucleotides long. RefSeq lists its product as uncharacterized. Gene Ontology annotation, biological process: mitochondrial respirasome assembly. Gene Ontology annotation, cellular component: mitochondrion. The coding region runs from base 1 to 369 and encodes 122 amino acids. Lineage: Eukaryota; Evosea; Eumycetozoa; Dictyosteliales; Dictyosteliaceae. The transcript has a single exon. The record is from RefSeq and is a predicted model, not a curated record.